Messenger RNA from Opisthocomus hoazin, 2670 nucleotides. Lineage: Eukaryota; Metazoa; Chordata; Aves; Opisthocomiformes; Opisthocomidae. The record is from RefSeq and is a predicted model, not a curated record.
AUGCACACUGAACGGGCAGUGGAAAUUCUGACCAGGUACCAAAGCACCCUGCAGGCCCCAGAGGAGCAGGAGCUAAAAGCCUCCAUCGGAAAAGUCUCGCACGUCUUCCAAAGUGAACUCUUCCAGGCUCUGCUGGAUAUCCAUGAAUUCUACGAUUUCACGCUGCGCUCCGCACCCCUGCAGCCUCAAAGCCCGGACGCACAUCACGGCACAGCCGGGGGGCCAGCGCAUGGGGCCAGUAAGCCCAGCUCUGCGGUCACCCCCGGAGAGCCCCAAAACCUACCCGAGGUGAAUGGCAGCGAUGGGAUGUUCAAAUACGAGGAGAUCGUCUUGGAAAGGGGGAGCUCAGGACCACCCUGUGCCCGCAGGGUGAACGACUGUGUGCUGCGGGUGAAUGACGUGGACGUCUCCGAGGUGGUGCACAGCAAAGCCGUGGAGGCCCUGAAGGAAGCGGGCCCCGUGGUGCGGCUCGUGGUGCGCCGCCGACAGCCCCCGCCAGAGACCAUCAUGGAGGUCAACCUGAUGAAGGGCCCCAAAGGCCUGGGGUUCAGCAUCGCUGGGGGCAUCGGGAACCAGCACAUCCCCGGGGACAACAGCAUCUACAUCACCAAGAUCAUCGAGGGAGGCGCUGCCCAGAAGGACGGGCGUCUGCAGAUCGGCGACCGGCUGCUCGCGGUGAAUAACACGAACCUGCAGGACGUGCGGCACGAGGAGGCAGUGGCUGCCCUGAAGAACACCUCCGACAUGGUGUACCUGAAAGUGGCCAAGCCAGGCAACAUCCACCUCAACGACAUGUACGCGCCCCCCGACUACGCCAGCACCUUCUCAGCCUUGGCUGACAACCACAUAAGCCAUAACUCCAGUCUGGGCUACCUGGGCAGUGUUGAGAACAAGCCUGCCUACCCCGUCCCUCCCCAGGUGACCCCCUCCCGGUACUCGCCCAUCCCUCGGCACAUGAUCGGGGAGGAGGACUUCACCAGGGAGCCCCGGAAAAUCAUCCUGCACAAAGGCUCCACCGGCCUGGGCUUCAACAUCGUCGGCGGGGAAGAUGGCGAGGGGAUCUUUGUGUCCUUCAUCCUGGCCGGAGGCCCUGCCGACCUCAGCGGGGAGCUUAGCAAAGGCGGACGAUGCUGCAGCGUGGUAGCAGUGGAGGUCUCGGCAGCCCUUGCCCAAGCUGCCGGGCCAGUUGCGCCCUGCCCGGGGCAGCCCCUGCCUGCACUGACCACCUCUCUCCCCGCAGAGUACAGCCGCUUCGAGUCAAAGAUCCAUGACCUGAGAGAGCAGAUGAUGAACAGCAGCAUGAGCUCCGGCUCUGGCUCGCUCCGGACAAGCGAGAAGAGAUCUCUCUAUGUCCGAGCCCUGUUUGACUACGACCGGACCCGGGACAGUUGCUUGCCCAGCCAGGGGCUCAGCUUCUCCUACGGGGACAUCCUGCACGUCAUCAACGCCUCCGAUGAUGAGUGGUGGCAAGCUAGGCUUGUCACGCCCCACGGCGAGAGUGAGCAGAUCGGGGUCAUCCCCAGCAAGAAAAGGGUGGAAAAGAAGGAGAGAGCACGGUUGAAAACGGUGAAGUUCCACGCCAGAACUGGCAUGAUUGAGUCCAACAGGUCGAUCAAAACGAAACGUAAAAAGAGUUUCCGCCUCUCUCGAAAGUUUCCAUUUUACAAGAGCAAAGAGAACCUGGCCCAGGAGAGCGGCGGACAGGAACAGGGCGUGACAUCAAACACCAGUGACAGCGAGAGCAGUUCCAAAGGACAAGAGGACACCAUCCUGUCAUACGAGCCGGUGACACGUCAAGAAAUUCACUAUGCGAGGCCGGUGAUCAUCCUGGGGCCGACAAAGGACCGGAUUAACGAUGACCUCAUCUCUGAAUUCCCACACAAGUUUGGUUCCUGCGUGCCCCACACCACCAGGCCUCGGCGCGAGAACGAGGUGGACGGACAAGACUACCACUUCGUCGUAUCCCGCGAACAGAUGGAGAAAGACAUCCAGGACAACAAGUUCAUAGAGGCUGGGCAGUUCAAUGACAAUCUCUACGGGACCAGCAUUCAGUCAGUGCGGGCAGUGGCGGAGAGGGGGAAGCACUGCAUCCUGGAUGUGUCUGGCAAUGCUAUCAAGAGGUUGCAGCAAGCACAACUUUAUCCCAUUGCCAUUUUCAUCAAACCAAAAUCCAUUGAAGCUCUCAUGGAGAUGAACCGGAGACAGACGUACGAACAGGCCAACAAGGUCUUCGACAAAGCCAUGAAACUCGAGCAAGAGUUUGGAGAGUAUUUUACAGCCAUCGUACAAGGAGACUCUCUUGAAGAGAUUUAUAGCAAAAUCAAACAGAUCAUCGAGGACCAGUCUGGGCACUACAUCUGGGUCCCAUCCCCAGAGAAACUCUGAAGAUGUCCCCCACCUGCUUCCCUGUGAGCAGAAGAUCUCCGAAGUCCCACCCCACCCAAGCCCUCUGCCCCAAGGAGGGGGCAAUGUGAAAACUAUUCCUGCCCCCUUUUUUAGAUCGUCGCAGAAUUGAGUUUUCUAGUCCUGUUUCUUUUGUUGGGAUGAACUCAUCUCAUUCAUCACGUGACUGUUCCCACCGUUCCUGCAUGGACCUUCCCACUGCUCCAUUAGAGACAGAUGAAAACCCAUUCAAGGUCAUUUUUUAUUAUUAUUAUUAUUAACUAAACC